AUGGCAGACCGCGAACAUGACAUUGAGGAGGGAAACGAAGCUCUGGACCCGGAGCUCCUAUACUCCAAGGAAUACUGCAUCGGCGGUGGCAGUUUUGGCAAAGUUUACAAAGGAGUCGACAAAAGAACAGGCCAGUCUGUUGCGAUCAAAGUCAUCGACAUUGAAAGCGCCGAAGACGAGGUCGAGGAUAUUAUACAGGAAAUCGCUAUCCUGUCCGAGCUGCAAUCCCCAUAUGUCACCAAGUAUUAUGGAUCUUACGCAAAAGGCGCCGAGUUAUGGAUUGUCAUGGAAUUCUGUUCGGGUGGAAGUUGCGCCGACCUCAUGAAGCCAGGAUUGAUCAGCGAGGAUUACAUCGCCAUUAUUGUGCGAGAGUUGCUUAUGGGAUUGGAUUACCUCCACACGGACAAAAAGCUGCAUCGGGAUGUCAAGGCUGCCAAUGUACUUCUCAGCAGCAACGGUCAGGUUAAACUGGCCGAUUUUGGUGUCUCAGGUCAGCUCUCAGCAACCAUGACCAAGAAGAAUACUUUUGUCGGAACACCUUUUUGGAUGGCCCCAGAAGUCAUUAAGCAAUCUGGGUACGACCACAAGGCCGAUAUUUGGUCUCUCGGUAUCACGGCACUCGAAUUGGCAAACGGGGAACCCCCUUAUGCUGAUAUUCACCCCAUGAAGGUUCUCUUCCUCAUCCCCAAGAACCCUCCACCACGGCUUGAAGGCAACUUUACCAAAGCCUUUAAAGAUUUUAUUGAGUCAUGUCUGCAACGAGAUCCCAAAGAUAGACCAACAGCAAAGGAUAUGCUGCGCCAUCCGUUUAUUAGACGGGCUAAGCGGACAACCUACCUGACUGAACUCAUCGAAAGACACUCGCGCUGGGCAGCUGCACACAAGGGCGAGGAUGAUGAUAACUGGGAAUCCGUCAACGAUGGUCGACCUCCCGCAGAACGCGAGCGAGUCGACGAGGAUAUGUGGGAUUUCGGCACCGUUAGACUUGUUGGAGACCGAGGGGGUAUUGUCAACCGACCGGGCCUUAAUAUCUUGGAUGAAAAUGCGACGAAUGCUCGUGCAUCCCGACCUCUGGAAAGUGAAGAGGAUUAUGGUGAGCAACGACGCGAAGCCAGUCCGAUGAAGCGAGAUUUUGCACUUCAGCCGCUUGAAACUGUCAAAGCACCCAACUCGAGACAGUCAAGCCCACAACGAAAGGCCGUCCCACAGUCACAGUACCAACCGCCACUGUCACCUACAAGAGCGUUGCCACAAACACCUUUGAAGAUGCCUGCCAGAGAUAGCGCAGAUACUCCUCGACCGUUGAGAUCAGUACACGCACCGGUGCCCGAGUCCCCAGAGUAUGAUCGCGAGCUCCAAAAUGAAUUGCAGCGUGAUAUCGGCAUGCUCAACUUGGGCUAUGAGCCAAAGGAGAGCAUGAGUCCUCAACCAUCACAGAGACCACCUGCUCCGCCGGCGCAUUUAACACGACCAACAACUACCAAGCAAAUGAGCCUGCCAGAAAUACCUCCAUACAGACCUAGCCAGGCUGUUUCGCAGCAAAGAAUGCCAUCGUUACAGCACGCUUCUACACCUCAGGUUCUUGUACCUCUUCCCGGAGGAGCUCAGGGUCCUCGGCCUCUUCCUUCAAAGAACUCACCAAGCCCAUCCGACUUUACUGCCCCUUCUGCUUUCCCUACGCCUUCGCCAGCCAACCCCAACGGCGAGCUGGAUGCACUUAACGAUGUGAUCUUUCCAGCACUUGAAGAGGCGCUUAAGCGGCGACAGAUCAACCUUCAGCAAGUGUAUAAGCCUGGACAGAACCCAGCUCAAAUCCCUCCUCAACAGCAACGAGCAGAAGCUGCGCAUGAAAAGUUGAGGAAGCUGGUCUACAAGCUUGCACAUGUCUGCAAAGAGAUUGAUCAUUACGACAAGGCCGAACCUGUUGGAAUGGGUAGAGAGGUUGGUAGUUUCCUUGAGGGACUUCUUGAAGAGAUCUUGGUACGAGUUGAGCCUCUGGAUGAGGAUGAAGAUGUACAGAGUUAG
Fusarium pseudograminearum CS3096 is the source of this 2025-nucleotide messenger RNA. RefSeq lists its product as uncharacterized. The transcript is spliced from 4 exons. The record is from RefSeq and is a predicted model, not a curated record. Gene Ontology annotation, biological process: protein phosphorylation. The coding region runs from base 1 to 2025 and encodes 674 amino acids. Gene Ontology annotation, molecular function: protein kinase activity; ATP binding. Lineage: Eukaryota; Fungi; Ascomycota; Sordariomycetes; Hypocreales; Nectriaceae.